AUGCCUUACCCUGAACGCAACCCUGACGUCCUUGGUCAAUUUCCCCAACUGACGACCUACAACCAUGGCGUCUCCCUUUUCCCUAUGAGGGAAGGCCUCACUCAAGAGAUAGUCAUCUCUGCCCUUAGAGACGCUACAUCUAAAAUUCUAGCCGCUAUCCCUUGGCUCACGGGUCAAGUCAUCCAUGUACCCGGUGAAGAUAGUAGUUCAGGUAUCCUCCGCAUGGCACCAUGGCCCGAAGAUGUCCCGCCACACGGCCUCCUCAAGGUCAGAGAUUGCUCUGAUCUUCUUCCCUCGUACGCAGAGAUGCUUGCGGCUGAGGCGCCUUUCUCGAUGCUUGACGGGGACCUCAUCUGUCCUUACCCAGGAUUCCCUCUGGGUUACAACACCGCCAAGAUCGGGCCGGCGCCUCCGGCUAUGCUGCAAGUUACUUUCGUGAAGGGCGGGUUCCUUCUCACGUACAGCAACCAGCAUAACAUGGUUGACGGGACGGGCUUGUUCACUAUCAUCACCCUUCUGUCUGCCGCUCUCCGUGGCGAGCCUUUCCCUGAAGACAUCAUCGAAGCUGCCAAUCAAGAUCCCGCAAGUGUCAUACGGCUUCUUGACCCCUUCGAGCCAAUGCUUGAUCACAGUCAUCUUCUAAAGCCCGAUCCAGCGCCGGAACCUAUCAAACCCCGCGCUCCAGCUCAAUGGACCUAUUUCCGCUUCUUCAAGGACAAGCUGGCAGAAGUCAAGAAGCUAGCCGAAGACUCAGUAGGCUUUGACCCAGACGUUCCGUUCAUCUCUCCCAACGACGCUUUGUGUGCGCUAUUCUGGAAGAGCAUAGCCGCUGUCCGGAUCAAGACUGGCCCCGAUCCAACUUGCGUUUCCAAGUUCGGUCGCACCAUCGAUAUCCGACCUGUUGUCGGCGUUUCGCCGGGCUAUCUUGGACAGAUGGUGUAUCAAUCUGCCACGCGCCUCACCUUCCAAGAGCUCGUAGAUUUGCCACUUGCUACGGUGGCAACGCGCCUGCGCAAGGACCUUGACGACACAAACAACGACUUUUCGGCCCGAUCUUACGCUACCUUUGUCGACUCAGUGCAGGACAAGUCACGGCUCAUGUACGCAGGCGGUGCCAAUCCAAUCACAGACAUUGGCCACCCAUCUAUGAUGAACGCUAAAGUCAAUGGGUUCGAUUUUGGUAUCUUAGGAAAGCUGGAUCUAGGUCGCAGGCCCAAGCUGACACCACUUCCUGGCGUAUUUUAUAUCUAUCCUCAGGAGGCGAAUGGCGAUCUAUUGCUUUUGCUUUGUCUUCCGGAGAUAGAGAUCAAGGGCUUGUGUGAGGACCUAGAGUGGAGUAGAUGCACUGCUAUCAUUAAAGAGAAUUCAUAA
Molecule: messenger RNA, 1371 nt
Organism: Pyrenophora tritici-repentis Pt-1C-BFP
Lineage: Eukaryota; Fungi; Ascomycota; Dothideomycetes; Pleosporales; Pleosporaceae
Product: Transferase domain containing protein
Molecular function (GO): acyltransferase activity, transferring groups other than amino-acyl groups
Source: RefSeq, a predicted model, not a curated record